Messenger RNA from Triticum urartu, 2082 nucleotides. RefSeq lists its product as uncharacterized. Gene Ontology annotation, biological process: post-transcriptional regulation of gene expression. Lineage: Eukaryota; Viridiplantae; Streptophyta; Magnoliopsida; Poales; Poaceae. Gene Ontology annotation, molecular function: mRNA binding. The record is from RefSeq and is a predicted model, not a curated record. Gene Ontology annotation, cellular component: cytoplasm.
UCCACUAUAUAAGCGCGCAGCGCAAGCGCUCGUCCAAUUCAUUCGACCUCCAUUUCCCCAAAUCCCAGCAAUCCAAACCCCAGAGCAAUCGAAACUUACAAGCCAUGGAUCCGCACGACAGGGGGAAGUGGGUAGCCCCCUACCCCGGCGGUGGCCGCGGGGAGGCCUCGUCGUCGUGGAUGGCGCCGUCACCGCAGCAGCAGCAGCAGCGCUCGAUUCCGUCCGUGCUGGGGUGGAUGCCGCAGAUCCCGACGGCGGAUCUUUGGGACGAGCCCCAAAUGCGGACGCGGGACCCGCUGUACUCGCCGGGUGCGCAGCGCUACGUGGACGCGGGGCGCGGCGCCGCCUCCCGCCCACUGGAGGCGCCACCGCCACCGUCGCAGAUCCCGCCGCCGCACCAGCAGCGCCCCUACCGGUGGAGCGAGGCCUACUCGAGCGGCGGCCACAUCUCCUCGUUCGAGGCGGGCGUGGACGCCCGCAGGCUCGCGCGGAACUCGAGAGCCAACCCGUACAGCCAACUUCCAGUCGCCGCGCUCCGCCCGCCGAUGGCGCCAUCGUCGCAUACGGCGAACCCCAGCACCAGCCAGCAACUGUACGCCAUGGAUCCGCGCACCGGGAUCGACGCCCGCGACUCGCUCCAUCCCGCGCCCCCCGCCUACAUCCCCAGCGCCAACUUCGACAUGGUGCCGCGCGGCGACCCGUCGUCGUCGAGGCAGCAGCCGCCGCAGCAACGCUAUGCGGGGUGGGAGCCGCCGGUUCACCAGGACUGGAGGCUGGAGAUGGUCCGAUCACAGCUGCGCCAUAACAUGGUGACCCCGGAGUCCUUAGCACUCGUGAUCCUACUGCUCCGAGAGGGUGGCCAGGCGAUGCCCCAGCUCGUGCUCGACGAAUUCGUGCACCACGCCAUGGGGAACAGGCAGGGGCACGACGUGUUCGCCGCGCUGCUGUACAGCUUCCAUGGGUGGCGCGCCCAGCUCGAGCGAAUCGUGCAAGCCGUGCCCAACCUCGUGUGGACGUCCGGCGACGGGAUGGCCGCUCUGAAGCUGCUCAUCCCGGCAGUGCGCCGGCAUUUCGGAAUGCCCGAGGAGCUCGUGGGUCGCUUCGUGGGCGAAGGCGUGAUGGAGCACGACCGAGGGAACGAACUGAUUGCCUACUGUUUCGCCGAGAUGGAUUACGAGGCGAGCAAGUUCCUGAUCACGCACGCCCUGCGCACCAUCUGGCGCAUGCUGGAGUCGAAGGCCGGGUCGGCGCGCCUGUUUACAUGCUACCAGCACGCGAGACACGAGGAGCGCCAGCAUUUCGUGAACUUCAUGCUCUCGGAGGGCAACGCCGCAAGAAUGGCCAGGGGGCGACACAGCAACUUCUUUGUGCAGCGCGUCCUCAACCACGGUGACGCUGAGUUCAGGCGCGAUAUCGUGGAGGAGCUCAUGAAGGAGGUCGCUAGCCUUUCCCUCGACCAGAACGCGAGUUACGUCGUGCAGCACUGCUUCCUCAACUGGCUCGACCUGCUGCCUCGCGUGCUCACGGCUUGUACUGCGCUGGGCACAAGAGAUCUUGAAGAACUGGUGCAGACGCCCCCUGGCAACAUCGUCCUCGCCAAGCUGCUCGACACAGGCUACGAUUACUGCCGGGAGUUGACGCGGGGCCUGGCCAACAAAAUUCACCACGUCAUCAGCCCGAGUGUCCGGACAAACCCUCGGUCCAAGAGGGUGCUCAACUGCGUCGGGGUGGUGCGAUAUAUCUAGCGCCCUGCCGCUGUCGUCCAUUAGGUUCUCUCCACCAGAUUAGCUUGCGAUCGUGUCAUUUGUUGCCUGCAUUCUUCUUCCCAUAGGCCGCUAGAUGCAUGAUAACUGUCUUUCGCCCGUAUCCACUGUUGUCGAUCUGGAACCAGCUCUCUCGGAUCGUUACCGUGCAGCGUACAUGUGUGUAUACCUGAUGCGCGCGCGAUGCGGCAUGCAUGUUGCUGGAACUUGGUAUUAUCUACCCUAACUGAGAAUGUCUCUUCCUUCUUUGAUGUGAAGCUGGUGUGUGUACUAGUACUAGAUAUAGUGUCAGGUUCAUGAUAAAAGAAAAAACUUUGCA